Molecule: messenger RNA, 1914 nt
Organism: Fusarium musae
Lineage: Eukaryota; Fungi; Ascomycota; Sordariomycetes; Hypocreales; Nectriaceae
Product: autophagy protein atg9
Exons: 2
Coding region: 1-1914 (637 amino acids)
Biological process (GO): protein localization to phagophore assembly site; autophagy of mitochondrion
Cellular component (GO): autophagosome; phagophore assembly site
Source: RefSeq, a predicted model, not a curated record
AUGUCGGGUCUCUGGAACCUGGCGAUUUGGCUUUACACAUUCUUCUUCAUUUGGAAGUGUGUACAAUACUUUGUGGAGAUUCGCCGCCUCCUCUACAUCAGGGACUUCUACAUUUACUUGCUGGAUAUUCCGGAACAAGACAUGCAAACUGUUUCGUGGCAGGAUAUUGUGGCUCGUAUCAUGGCGCUGCGUGAACAGAACCCGAAGACUGCAACAAACAUCACACCGAAACUGAGACAGUUUAUUGGCAGCCAGUCGAAAGAACGGCUUGAUGCACACGAUAUUGCUAAUCGACUCAUGCGCAAAGAGAAUUACCUCAUUGCGAUGAUCAACAAGGAUGUCCUGAACUUGUCUUUGCCAGUUCCGUUUCUUCGCGGCCGCCAGCUAUUUUCCAAGACAAUGGAAUGGUAUCUUCAUUACUGCAUCCUUGAUAUGGCCUUCAACGAGUUAGGCCAAGUUCAGCAGGACUUUUUGCGCCCGGAUCGCAGACGUCUCUUGAGCCAAAAACUGAAGCAGCGGUUGAUGUUCGCGGGGUUUCUAAAUCUUAUCUUCGCGCCUGUUGUGCUUGCAUAUGUUAUCAUUGUUUACUUCUUCACUUAUUAUUAUGAGUACACAAAGGAUCCCAAGCAAGCUGCAGCGCGCAAGUACACUUCUCUAGCAGAAUGGAAAUUCCGCGAAUUCAACGAACUGCCACAUAUAUUUUACGAAAGGCUGCACAUGUCUUAUCCAUUCGCCACUCGGUAUAUCGAUCAGUUCCCCAAGAGGAUGACUGAAGAUAUUGCGCGAACUAUCGCCUUCAUGACAGGUGCAAUUACUGCCAUUCUCGCUGUAGGCUCUAUUCUUGACUCGGAGCUUUUUAUUAACUUCGAGAUCACGAAAGACAGGCCAGUCCUAUUCUAUCUCGGAAUCUUUGGUGCCAUUUGGGCUAUCACCCGAGGAAUGGUGUCCGAAGAGACAUUAGUAUUCAAUCCCGAAUAUGCCUUGAUGAAUGUGAUUGAGUACACACACUACAUGCCCGAUCACUGGAAGAAUAAGCUUCACAGCUUCGAGGUUAAACAGGAAUUUGCAGAGCUUUACAAGAUGAAAGUGGUCAUUUUCCUCGAGGAGGUGAUGGGCAUAGUGACGACGCCUAUGUUGCUCUUGUUUUCACUGCCUAAGUGCAGUGACCAGAUCGUCGAUUUCUUCCGCGAAUUCACAAUCCACGUUGACGGCCUUGGCUAUGUCUGCUCCUUUGCGGUAUUCGACUUUCAGAAAGGACCAGGAAAUACGGGCCAUCAGGGGCAACGACCGGAUGUUCGUGAGGACUACUACUCAACGAAGCACAACAAGAUGGCCGCAUCCUACUUUGGGUUCCUUGACAACUACGUUACCAACCCCAAGACUGGUAUUCCCGGUCAUACACCGUUUGGAGGAAAACCAGCCUUUCACCCACCUCCAGCUUUCCCAGGGCUUGCCUCUCCAUCAUUAGGAGCAGACAUGCAGGGUUCUCAUAUUGGUCGCGCGGAAACGGGACGUGCCAGAAGUAGAGCCCCCGGUGGACGAGGUCCACGUACGGGACCAAUACCACAGCCCUCCCCAAUGGCGUCUGUCCUGUUGGAUCAACAUCAUCAACCUGCUGGGGUGAACAUGGGUGCACGUAGUCUUCAUUGGUCAAGGUAUCCGCGAGGAUUCCGCGGGGAAAGCCAAAUAACUGAAGAAGCUGAAGAUAGCGCCAUGAGGCGAACUGGGGACGAUGACGAACUGUACGAGCCAGGGGGGGAACUAGGUGAAUCGACCUGGGAAACGUCCCCCGCAAAAGGGGUGACACGGGAGAACAGUGCAGCCAAUACAGACGAUCCUGGUGAAGGGGUACUGGGCAUGAUAUACCAGCUUCAGCAAACGCAGCGAUCCCGGCGCGGUGGGGGCAUGGUCUGA